Molecule: messenger RNA, 2160 nt
Organism: Heterocephalus glaber (naked mole-rat)
Lineage: Eukaryota; Metazoa; Chordata; Mammalia; Rodentia; Bathyergidae
Gene: Bmp5
Product: bone morphogenetic protein 5
Cellular component (GO): extracellular region
Molecular function (GO): growth factor activity; cytokine activity
Source: RefSeq, a predicted model, not a curated record
UGAAGAGGGCUGGUAUAUUUGUGCCUGCUGGAGGUGGAAUUAACAGUAAGCAGGAGAAAGGAAGGGAUUGAAUGGAUUUACAGGAAAGAUUUCAAGUGAAUUCAGGGAAACACAUUUACAUGAGUAGUACAACCUUGAGUCUUAUUUUACACUAAGACGAUACAAAAGAUGGUAAAGUUAUCACCAAGCUGCCGGACAAAUAUAGAUUCCAACACCAAGGUGCAGAUCAGCAUAGAUCUGUGAUUCAGAAAUCAGCAUUUGUCUUUGUAAAGAGCGCAAGAGUUGAGAAGAACUCAAGAGCAAGUGAAGACAACUUGGGAGCUACAGCUUAUCAGAAGAUCAGCUUUCAUUAAUUCAAAUACCAAAGGCUUGAUUAUCAUAAAUUCAUAUAGGAAUGCAUAGGUCAUCUGAUCAAAUAAUAUCAGUCGUCUUCUGCUACAUCAGUGCAGGAAAAGUUCUUAACAACUGUGGAUAAUUGGAAGUCUUGAGUUUCAGCUUUCUUAGAAAUAAUUACUCUUGACACAUUCCAAAAUAUUUAAAAUAGGAAAAGAAAAUCAGGGAGGAUGUUGUGUUCAGAAACGUCACUGUCAUGAAGAAUAGGUAAAUCUGUUUUUAGAGCUACUGGGAAAGUGUGCCUCCUAGGAACUUGAGAUAUUUUUAAAAGUGGACAAGAAAGACUAAAAAUAUCAACCUCUGCUUGUGGACAAAAAUGCCUCUGACUGUAUUUUUGCUUAGGGGUAUUGUGGGUUUCCUCUGGAGCUGCUGGGUUCUAGUGGGUUAUGCAAAAGGAGGUUUGGGAGACAAUCAUGUUCACUCCAGUUUUAUUUAUAGAAGACUACGGAACCACGAAAGACGGGAAAUCCAGAGGGAAAUUCUCUCUAUCUUGGGUUUGCCUCACAGACCCAGGCCAUUUUCACCUGGAAAGCAAGCAUCCUCCGCACCUCUCUUCAUGCUGAACCUGUACAAUGCCAUGGCCAACGAAGAAAACACCGGAGAGGCGGAAUACUCAAUGAGGGCAUCCCUGGCAGGAGAGGCCAGAGGGGCAAGGAGAGGGUACCCAGCCUCUCCCAAUGGGUAUCCGCGCCGCACACAGCUCUCCCGAACGACGCCUCUGACCACUCAAAGUCCUCCUCUGGCCAGCCUCCAGGAUACCAACUUUCUGAACGAUGCUGACAUGGUCAUGAGCUUUGUCAACCUAGUUGAAAGAGACAGGGAUUUCUCUCACCAUAGAAGACAUUACAAAGAAUUUAGGUUUGAUCUGACUCAAAUUCCUCAUGGAGAAGCAGUGACAGCAGCUGAAUUCAGGAUAUACAAAGACAAGAGCAACAAUCGAUUUGAAAAUGAAACAAUUAAGAUUAGCAUAUAUCAGAUCAUCAAGGAAUACAUGAACAGGGAUGCAGAUUUGUUCCUGUUAGAUACAAGAAAGGCCCAAGCUUUAGAUGUGGGUUGGCUUGUCUUUGAUAUCACUGUGACCAGCAAUCACUGGGUGAUUGAUCCACAGAACAAUUUGGGCUUACAGCUCUGUGCAGAGACGGGGGAUGGACGCAGUAUCAAUGUAAAAUCUGCUGGUCUUGUAGGAAGACAUGGGCCUCAGUCUAAACAGCCAUUCAUGGUGGCCUUCUUCAAGGCGAGUGAGGUACUCCUUCGAUCUGUGAGAGCAGCCAACAAACGGAAAAAUCAAAACCGCAAUAAAUCCAGCUCUCAUCAGGACUCCUCUAAGAUGUCCAGUGCUGGAGAUUAUAAUACAAGUGAACAAAAACAAGCCUGCAAAAAGCAUGAACUCUAUGUAAGUUUCCGGGAUCUGGGAUGGCAGGACUGGAUUAUAGCACCAGAAGGAUAUGCUGCAUUUUAUUGUGAUGGAGAAUGUUCUUUUCCACUUAAUGCCCAUAUGAAUGCCACCAACCAUGCCAUUGUUCAGACUCUGGUUCAUCUGAUGUUUCCAGACCAUGUACCAAAGCCUUGCUGUGCUCCAACCAAAUUAAAUGCCAUCUCCGUUCUGUACUUUGAUGACAGCUCCAAUGUUAUUUUGAAAAAAUAUAGAAAUAUGGUCGUGCGCUCAUGUGGUUGCCAUUGAUAUUAAACAAUUGUGGUAAUAACAAAAAGAUUUGUAUUAAGGUUUAUGACUGCAAUAAAGAGCAGACAAAAGAGGAAUUUCCUAAA